CUCAAAAACAGAGUCUCUCUGUGGAAGCCCAGUGCCCCAAUCCCAGAGAGAGUAGGAGUAGCAGAGGGCCCACUCCUGUGCUCCCCAGGAGUAACCCCUGCUCCACCCUUGGGAGGCAGGAGAGGGCAUCUCUGCACGUCUGAAGACGGAGGGGUGGUAAGAACCUCACCACUGCCCUGGGAGGACCAGGACAGGCAUACCUGUGGCUCCUGGGGUCCCCUUGGGUUCGAGGGCGACGUCUCACCUUUUUGGAGGAAAAGAUGUGUUGGAAAACGUUGCUGCUUCUGCUGCUGUAUUCCGAUGCUCAGGCCACUCUGUCCCACAGGUGGACCAGGGCCGUGCUCUUCCCUGCCGCCUACCGGCCAAAGAGAUCCUCAAUGCUGCCCUUGAACCCGGUCCUGCAGAGCUCCCUGGAGGAAGUAGAACUGCUCUAUGAGUUCCUGCUGGCCGAACUUGAGAUCAGCCCUGACCUGAAGAUCUCCAUCAAGGACGAGGAGCUGGCCUCCCUGCGGAAGGCCUCGGACUUCCGCGCUGUCUGCAAUGACGUGAUCCCCAAGAGCAUCCCCGACAUCCGGCGACUUAGUGCCAGCCUCUCUAGCCGCCCGGGCAUCCUCAAGAAAGAGGACUUCGAAAGGACAGCGCUGACCCUAGCCUACACGGCCUACCGCACGGCCUUGUCCCAAGGGUAUCAGAAGGACGUCUGGGCCCAGUCCCUCCUCAGCCUCUUUCGUGCCUUGAGGCAUGACUUGAUGCGGUCCUCAGGUCCGAGGGCAUCUGCCUGAGGGACUGGCCCGCACCAGGGCCACGGAGCGGGGACCAGCAUACAGCAAUCCAGAAAUUCCUCAUUCUCGACUCCAUUUACAGAGACCAGGCACAGAACAUACACUGCCAGCUCAGAGCUGCAGAGAUCAAAUAAGGAGCCCUGCUGCUCUUUGCCCCUUGUAACUUCUUGAUAAGCGAAAGAUUGUGAUUUAUACCAUAAUGUGACCUGAGAUGGAGAAAAGGGCUGCGAUGGUAAUUCAAGACGCCUCCAGAGGGUGAAUGGUUGGCCUGGUGCAUUGCAGCAGUCUAACAUAGGCUUUAGCACUGACUGCCCGUGACACAAACACCCAGGAGUGAGGAAAGAGACAGGAGAGACAUUAUAAAAGUUUGGGCACGACAGGAAGGUGGGGGGUGGGGAACAGAUUUCUUUGGCCCUAAGAGAUCAGGGUGCUGGAUUGAAUGAACGUCUUUCCAAAGUUCUGUAAUAAGAUAUAAAGAAGCUAGUGUGUGUGUGUGUGUGUGUGUGUGUGUGUGUGUGUGUGUGUGUGUGUAAAGUCGCUUUAGUCAUGUCUGACUCUGUGAUCCCAUGGACUGUAACACUCCAGCCUUCUAUGUCCAUAGGAGUCUCCAGGCAAGAAUACUGGAGUGGGUUGCUGGGCCCUCCUUCAGGGGCUCUUCCCGACCCCGGGAUCUGAACCCGCCUUUCCUGUGUCUCCUGCACUGGCAGGCGGGCUCUUUACUGCUAGCGCCACCUGGGAAGCCCUAAAGAAACUAAAGCCAUAGCCAAAUAAAUAUAUUGUUAACCAAGGGCCCACUUCUCAACUUUUUCAAAAGUCCCCAAGAAGAAUCAGUCAGAAAAUCAGUUAUGAGUUAUAUACCAAGCUGCUUCUUUCCUGAAGGCUGGUCUAAUUUAGCAGAGAAAUAUGAAGGAGGCCCAAAGAAAUGCUACUGUCAUGCCUUGCCUUUUGAACAGAGAAGUCAAGCUAACGCAGAGAGGGUCAUCCUGACAAGAGAGGUGGCACCCAUGCCCUGGUCUGUCUAUUCUAAUGCUAAAAUUAUUGAGCAUCCUCAGAGAAUUAAGUGCACCAAAUAAAAGUGAUUUUCAGAUGACAAAAUUUUACCCCCUCAAAUGCCAAAUCUUUCAUUUCAGAAUUAUUGACUUGAUAUAUUUUAAAUUAUACAUAUGAAAUGCCUUACAUUUUUAUUUAGUAUCUUGGAGACAUCCUAGUGUAGGAGUUAGAUAAGAUCUAAGAUCCCUCUCCUUCUCAAAUUUCUACCGUCAUUUAACUAACUAUGAAAUGUUACCUGGACCUGUGUUGUCAGUCUGCUGGACUGCUUGUAUCAACCCUGAAAGUUCCCAGGCUUUGUUAACUCUGAAUCUGGUAUAUUUCUGCAGCCUUCCUCAGAGUCAGGCUAUAAGAGCGCACUUUCCUCUGCUACCAACAUGACUUGACCUUUGUAAUUUGUUCUUUCUAACUGGCCAUGGCCUGAAAGAUAAGAUAGCAAGUCUUUUUAGCAUUCUGUGUUAAAGAAGAGUUAAUCCAUGAAGGUCCCUGACAGAAGUAAAUCACCUCAGUUCUAAUGAAGAUUCCUCACCAGCUCAGAGAUGUUUCCAGCUUCUCCAAUCCAAGGUUUACGACUGGGUUCGAGAGGCUAAAUUGCAAGAAGUCUAAUCUCUGAAUAAGCGAGGACUCACUGAGCUAAAUCUGAUUCUGAAAUGGGUUUUUAACAAUUGUCGUUUAAUGAUGAUGAAAGCUGGUCUUGACUUCUUUAAAAUCUUUGACUAAGGGAGCCUUACCUAGCAGUACAAGCUGCAGGAUCUUUUGAAGAAAUAUCAGGAUGAAGAAAUAGGUAUUUAUCAUCAAAGAAAAGUCUCACUUUGCAUCCUCACUCCCAGGCUCAGAAGACUAACCAGCCAGUCUCUCAUUCUCAUUCCCCAGUUAUACCUCUUGUACACCCCUCAGAUACAGACUGAUAUAUGCCUUUCCAUUCCAUUUCUUCCUAAGAUCACAUGUUCUCUUUGACAUCAUCGCUCCACUUGUCUCUUUGUGGUCAUCGGUGUCUCUGCUGCUCUGUCUUUGGGUCCGAUUCUGAUAUCUCUAUAUCCAUUGCUCAAGGCACAUCUUGAUUUCUUCCGGCUAACCUCUCACUGUCUCUGCCUGGCUCUCUCUGAUGCUCACUGUCUCCUUCAGGGAUUGUUGUCUGAAUAAAACAAAGGCAAAACAAAGGUACAGACAAGUUUGGGAUUGCCCAGAAAGCAGAUUAGCCUCACAGCCUACCUUCAGUGUUGGGGCUUUGCCCGCAUGAGGGUUGGGGAGGGGUCAGCUGAGGCCUCAGUCCCUGGACACUGGGUAAUAGUCUGACAGAGUCCUGCAUCUGCUCUGGGGCUCCACGGCUAUCAGAACGGAUCUAAGAGCUUUCCUCAGUCACCAAGCAGAAAGGCCCACACUUGGUGUCCCUGAGCACCAUGUGAGGAGGAUACUCACAGCUGCUCCCAAGGGCAGGAGAUCCCUGGAUAGGAGAGGGUUGUUCUCAGGACUGGUGAUAGCAGUGGCAGUUCAUUCAUUCACCCUGCCACAAAUAAAUUACAGGCACUUCUGUACUGAUAAUCGAGUCCAAACUUAUGUGGCAGUCAACUGGAAAAAAAAAAAAAACGAACCAGAAGGACACAACCUUUUUAAAGACAAAUGAAAUUUUCAUUUUUGUUA
Budorcas taxicolor (takin) is the source of this 3470-nucleotide messenger RNA. It is a transcript of the gene FAM180A, whose product is annotated as family with sequence similarity 180 member A. The record is from RefSeq and is a predicted model, not a curated record. The transcript has 3 exons. The coding region runs from base 261 to 782 and encodes 173 amino acids. Lineage: Eukaryota; Metazoa; Chordata; Mammalia; Artiodactyla; Bovidae.